This is a messenger RNA of Paramecium pentaurelia, 737 nucleotides long. The record is from the annotation of a GenBank genome assembly. Lineage: Eukaryota; Ciliophora; Oligohymenophorea; Peniculida; Parameciidae.
AUGCAAAAAGAAAUUAAAGAAGAAGAGUGUGAUUAUUCAUUCAAAAGUAAUAUUAAUAUAUAUUAUAAAAGUUGCCUUGGUUGGAGAAUGCGAUGUUGGGAAGACGUGUAUUUGGCAAAAUUAUUUGAAAGGAAUGAUACCAAAGAAAACUGUGCCAACAAUAGGAGUAGAAUUUGAAACAAAAUUCAUUACACUAUCUGAUGGAUCAAGAAUCAAAGCCCAGAUUUGGGAUACAGGUACUGAAUGAUUAUAGGAAGCUGGUUAAGAGAGAUAUCGUUCACUUACUAAUAGGUAGAUUAUUUAUUAUUGACACAUAAAGUCAUUUUAGAAAAGUAGUUGGAGCAUUAGCAAUAUUUGAUUUAACCAAUAAAACAAGUCUUGAAAAAUUAUAACUUUGGAUUUAAGAAUUAAAAAAUCAUGGAGAUAGUGAUAUUCAAAUAAUACUUGUAGGAAAUAAAUUAGAUUUAGUCUAAAAAAAUCCUAGUUGUAGAUAGGUAUUAGAAGAUGAUAUUAAAUAAUUUGUAAAGUAAAAUAAAUGGAAAGUAUUUGAAAUAUCUGCAUAAGUACCAGAAAAUGUUAAUCAAUGUUUUGAAUGUUUAUUUAUAGGUUUAUUUAUUAUAUUGAUUAAUUAAUUAGACCUUUGUAAAUAAAAAACUGGAUUUAGAGGAGGGGAACAAUCAUAAUUAAAACUUAUGAAAUAAUCUGCAAAUUUAAAUGAAGGAAAAUGUAAAUGUUGA